Molecule: messenger RNA, 2734 nt
Organism: Alternaria rosae
Lineage: Eukaryota; Fungi; Ascomycota; Dothideomycetes; Pleosporales; Pleosporaceae
Product: DNA replication licensing factor CDC47
Exons: 4
Coding region: 154-2589 (811 amino acids)
Biological process (GO): double-strand break repair via break-induced replication; DNA replication initiation; DNA strand elongation involved in DNA replication
Cellular component (GO): nucleus; MCM complex
Molecular function (GO): ATP binding; single-stranded DNA binding; ATP hydrolysis activity
Source: RefSeq, a predicted model, not a curated record
GCUAGGAAGCGGCGGGCCAAUCGCUCGACGGCCGUGGGAACGCGGGUCGACGCGCCUCAGAGCUGCAACGCGACCAGCCCCAAUUUUGCUACCGCGCAUCCCUCCCCGCUGCAUCAACCCUAGACGACGACCUCGACACCAACCCCAGACACCAUGGCGCUCCUUACCACGAGUGCGCCCGUCAACUACGACGAGCAGGAGGCCGCCUUUGUUGACUUCCUCAAAAACUACAAAUCAGCCUCUACCGACGCGGCCGAUCAGCUCCAGGGCCUGAAUAUCAGCAGCAAUGGCGAGGAGGAGUACGACAUGGUGGACGACUCGGACGACCCUGCGCCGAAUGGAGCCCAGUCCCGCGGCAAGUCGAAGCUCAAGUACAUGGACCAACUCCAAGACGUAGCGAACCGUGUGCGCGACGAGAUCCAGAUAGACCUCAACGACGUCGAGGCGUACGAGAAGGCGACAUCAGACGACGAGCACAACUACAGGCUGGUCGAGUCCAUCGAGCGCAAUGCACACCACUACAUCGAGAUCUUCUCGCGCGCAGUCGAUAAGUGCCUGCCCGCACCCACCAGAGAACUAGACUUCAAGGACGAUGUCCUGGACGUGAUCAUGACGCAGCGCUCGAAGCGCAACGAAAGACAGCAGGAGAUGCAGGGAGUCGACGACAACGCACAGGCUGCGCCCGAGACCAUGUUUCCCCCUGCCUUGACGAGACGAUACACGCUCAACUUCAGGCCCAGGAUACCGUCUGGUUCCAGCAGCCAGCGCAGCACGAAGGCGCUGGCUGUCCGCAACGUGCGAGGAGAGCAUCUGGGCCAUCUCAUCACAGUCCGUGGUAUUGCAACCAGAGUGUCGGACGUCAAGCCUGCUGUGCAGGUCAACGCCUACUCUUGCGAUCGCUGUGGAAGCGAAGUUUUCCAGCCCGUGACCACCAAGCAGUUCACUCCGCUCGUCGAGUGCCCGUCCGACGACUGCAAGAGCAACAAAACCAAGGGCCAGUUGUUCCUUUCCACGCGUGCCUCCAAGUUCCUUCCUUUCCAAGAAGUCAAGAUCCAAGAGAUGGCGGACCAAGUACCCGUGGGUCAUAUUCCCAGACAAUUGACUAUCCACUGCCACGGCGCGCUUGUCAGGCAGAUCAACCCCGGAGAUGUCAUCGAUUGUGCUGGUAUCUUCCUCCCCACACCCUACACCGGAUUCAAGGCGAUCCGAGCCGGUCUACUUACCGACACAUACCUCGAAGCACAAUACGUCAUGCAACACAAGAAGGCCUACGACGACAUUGUGCUUGCUCAACCAACUCUCCGAAGAAUGAACGAGCUUGAGAGGACUGGCCAGCUGUACGAGUACCUAUCGCGAUCCAUCGCACCUGAGAUUUUCGGUCACGUCGAUGUCAAGAAGGCUCUUCUGCUCCAGCUCAUUGGUGGUGUCACAAAGGAGGUCGGCGACGGCAUGCGCAUCCGUGGUGACAUCAACGUCUGUUUGAUGGGUGACCCCGGUGUGGCCAAAUCGCAAUUGCUCAAGUACAUUACCAAAGUAGCACCUCGUGGCGUGUACACUACUGGUCGUGGUAGCAGUGGUGUUGGUCUCACCGCGGCCGUCAUGCGCGACCCAGUCACCGAUGAAAUGGUGCUUGAAGGAGGAGCUCUCGUCUUGGCUGACAACGGCAUGUGCUGUAUUGAUGAGUUUGACAAGAUGGACGACAGUGACCGAACGGCGAUCCACGAAGUCAUGGAACAGCAAACCAUCUCCAUCAGCAAGGCUGGUAUUACAACCACUCUGAAUGCCCGCACAUCAAUCCUCGCAGCGGCCAACCCACUGUACGGCCGCUACAACCCUCGCCUCUCGCCAAUUGAGAACAUCAACCUUCCUGCUGCGCUUCUAUCACGUUUCGACGUCCUGUUCCUCAUCCUUGAUACCCCUGCGCGAGACUCGGAUGAAGAGCUGGCUCGUCACGUCACCCACGUGCACAUGCAUAACGCUCACCCUGAAGCCCCGGGCGGCAUCAUCUUCAGCCCGGCCGAAGUACGGCAAUGGGUUGCUCGCGCGCGAUCAUACCGGCCGACUGUGCCAAAGGAGGUUUCGGAUUACAUGGUUGGUGCCUAUGUGCGCAUGCGUCAACAGCAAAAGCGCGACGACGGCAACAAGAAGGCCUUCACCCACACUUCGCCGCGUACGCUGCUUGGUGUACUCCGUCUUGCACAGGCUCUGGCACGUCUGCGGUUCGCCGAACAAGUCAUCUCGGAAGAUGUUGACGAGGCUCUCCGCCUUACCGAAGUCAGCAAGGCCAGUUUGUACGCCGAUGAGAACCGUGGGAUUGAUCACACCCCAAGCAGUAAGAUCUACCACCUCAUCAAGUCCAUGGAGGCGAGCGGUGCUGCUGCUGUCGGUGAUGGCACCAGGGGUGAGCUCGAUCUUCGCAGGGUUAGGGAGAGAGUCCUGGCCAAGGGCUUUACAGCCGAUCAGUUCGAGCAGGCCAUUGACGAGUACUCCAUGCUUGACGUCUGGCAAACAACCGGAGAGGGUACAAGGCUUGUGUUCAUCGAGGCUGGUCUGGAAGAUGAGGAUAUGGAUGCCGAUAACGACUUCUAGAGCAUGGGAGGGAAGCGACGGCAGAGGAUGUAGAUGUAUCUGGUUACGGCGUACCAAGGCGUUGGAUAUCCGAACGACGCUUAGCGCGCGUCUAUUUUACUUGCAGCAGCUUCGCAUAGAAAUUCCAAUGAAGCAACGAUGUACA